CAGUGAUGUUCCGAGUGAAUAUCAGAUUUAAUGAAAUGACAAGACACCAAACAGUGUUCUAGAAUCCAGAUGACAGUUGCAGGAAUUUAUUAAGUGGCUUCACCCAUGUUAUGUAAUUGGCUACUUAUAAAUUGUAUUAUAAUGAUUGGCUAAGCAUCACCUUCAGCAAGCUCCACCCACCUUCCCUGCUCUUUGAUCUCCCUACUUUUGGACGAGUUGGGCCAAAGGGCCUGAGUCCAUGUUGUAAUAGCUCUACGCAGUCUAUUAGAGUGUCGUGUUUGGAUGGGGACUCUCAGCAAGAUCCUGGUCACUUUUCACUGAGCUUGUUUACAACCAUCUCAACUGAGUAUUUGACUGGUGCGAAGGUACACUAUAUCAAUUGCACUGUCUGUUGUGGGCACUUUGUGAUGUCACUUCAGGCAAUGAUAUCAUGGGAGCUGUGCUUUGCUGAAGAUUAAUGGGAAAGGAUCCAGGUCACAGAGUUCUUACAGUUUAAGCUUUGUAACAAUGAUCCAAAUUCAUGGAGGAUAACAACAGCAGAGCACGAUACUACCACCUUGUCCCCAAGUACAGCAAUGGCUCGCUGUUUGACUCCAGCGUCUCCAGCGCUGGCAUCGAGCGGCAGGAUGGAGGCGCAGGGCAGACAGGCCUGGGCAACACGGGCAACACCUGCUACAUGAACUGCAUCCUGCAGUGCCUGUGCAACACCACGCCGCUGGUCGAGUACUUCAUCACCGGGGCCUACGCUGAUGAUAUAAGCAGAGGCCGUGGGGAGCUAUCUAAUGCCUUCUCGGCAUUAGUGAUGGACAUGUGGUUGGGGGAUUGUGUGUACAUCUUUCCGGAUGAAGUGAAGAGAGUUCUUGGAAAGAUGCACCCUUCCUUCUCCGAUGGGACCCAGCAAGAUGCCCAGGAGCUGCUUCUCUUCUUUCUCAACGUUCUCCAAAAUGAUCUGAAGAGAUCUUCAGGUGUGAGAAACAUAGAAACAUCAAUCGUUACAAAGUUGUUCCAAGGGCAACUGAGCUACUUAAAACUCUGCCUGAAUUGUUACCACAAGUCCAACCAAACCGAGAACUUCCUGAGCCUCUCACUCCCCAUGCCACCUGACAGCAGAUGUUCCAUUCAGGACUGUCUCAGGCUGUUCUUUAAAGAAGAGGUUCUGAGCUCGAGGGACCAGCCUUUCUGCUCCUUCUGCGGCCAGAAGCAGGACCAGGCAGAGAGUAUCCAGCUGCUGAAGGCUCCUGACAUCAUCAUCAUCCACCUGAAGCGCUUUGAAUCAGAUGAUCAUGGCCACAGGAAACUGACCAGCACGGUGACUUUUCCACUUGAAGAUCUCGAUCUGACACAGUACACAACCACUCCAUCAAGUCAGCAGCUGAAGUAUCAGCUCUAUGCUGUGGUGAACCACACCGGCACCUUGGACAGUGGCCAUUACACAGCCUUCUGCAAGAACCCAGUGACACAGAACUGGCAUGAGUUCAACGAUGCAAAAGUAACCAGCAUUUCUGAGCAGAAGGUCCAGUCGCCAGCAGCCUAUGUACUUUUCUAUAAUUGUGUGAAUUUUCAGUGGCCUCAAUAAUGGCAUCCUGGAUCAUCGUAAUAAACAGUUUCCCCAU
Molecule: messenger RNA, 1613 nt
Organism: Amblyraja radiata (thorny skate)
Lineage: Eukaryota; Metazoa; Chordata; Chondrichthyes; Rajiformes; Rajidae
Product: putative ubiquitin carboxyl-terminal hydrolase 50
Exons: 7
Coding region: 521-1576 (351 amino acids)
Biological process (GO): protein deubiquitination
Molecular function (GO): cysteine-type deubiquitinase activity
Source: RefSeq, a predicted model, not a curated record